Molecule: messenger RNA, 1102 nt
Organism: Halteromyces radiatus
Lineage: Eukaryota; Fungi; Mucoromycota; Mucoromycetes; Mucorales; Cunninghamellaceae
Exons: 2
Coding region: 19-1101 (360 amino acids)
Source: RefSeq, a predicted model, not a curated record
CUUUUAUCUACUUGGAAUAUGCAAAGUAUACCUAGCAAAAGAAUCAUAGUUUGCCCAACAACAAUUGAUAAAGGGAUCUCUAUCAAAGGACAACGGAUAGUGAUAGAAGGAACUUCAUGUGUCAUCAGUACGACAAUUGAUGAUGUUAAAUUAAACGAUGCAGCAGUUGCAGCCAGUACAAAACGACCACCACCUCCAUAUACGAUAGUAACGGCUGCUAGUGCAAAUCAUCUUUGUGCGUUAGAAAGUUUUUUAUACACAUUAUAUGAUUAUCGUGCCCAGAUGGAAAAUUUUCCACGAGUAGUGGUUUAUAAUUUAGGAGUCAAUGAAACGAGUCAACUUGAAGUAUUAACACAACUCCAUAAUAACGGACUGAUGGAUGAGUUGAUUACUUUUGAUUAUGAAAAAUAUCCAUCUUUUUGGGACAUUUCAAAAAAUGCUGGUGAGUACGGAUGGAAGACAGCCAUGGUAUAUGAGCAAGCACAAAAACAUGGUGGAUUAUUAGUAUGGAUGGAUGCUGGUAAUCAAGUAUCUGCCAAAUUCCUCUAUCGUUUACCAAGCUAUAUAGCUAAUGAUCAUGGGUUUUGGUCUCCUCGUAGUGCAUAUACAAUGCAUCGAUUGACACAUCCAGGUAUGUUUGAGUAUUUUCAACAGGAUCCUGAACCCUAUGCACAUUAUAUCAACUGUAAUGGUGCAGCAUUUGGUCUAGAUACACGCAAUCAAACUAUCAUGGAUGAGAUCAUCACACCUUGGUACCAAUGUGGAUUGAAUAAGAACUGUAUUGCUCCUCCUGGAUCUUCUCGUGUCAAUCAUCGUCAAGACCAAGCUGCAUUGACCUUUUUAGCUUAUAAAACUGGUCAUACAUGUCGUUGGUCAGCUGGUUAUUUUAAAGUACAAACUCAUCGUGACAUUGCCUGUCGUGCCAUCUUACUUGAACGAGAUUCUCAACAGUUACUUUAUCAUCCAUCUACAGUUGAUCGACCUCAAUGGACUCCUUCUGAUACAUUUGAUUUGAAUAAUCAUCUUGAUUGGCGAUAUCCACAACCUAAGAAGGCAUCACUGCACCCCAUCAUUCAUUUCCAACAGGAAGAAGAAAACUAAG